CCAUUCUACUCUCAAAAACAAAAAGAAAAGAAAAUCCCAUUGGUCAGUCAGAGAAGCUUAAACCACAGGCUGUGACUCAUAACACUGGUGUCUCCUUCUGCCAAAAGGAUCCAACCUUUGAAUUUCUUGACAAAUUUCUCAGAUCAUUACAUACUUCAAAGGUCAAAACCUGAAUUAAUUCCAAUUUAUCAAAACCCCUCAAAUUUUCUCAGGAGUUAACUAGUUUUGAUUUUUUGAACCAUUUUUGGAUUGUUAUUGCUGCUAACAAAAUCAAGAAUGUUUACCCGAAUGUUUGGAAAACCUAAACAAGAAACUAAUGCUCUAGCUACGCUAGACAAGUUAAAUGAGACUCUUGAGAUGCUUGAGAAAAAGGAGAAGGUUUUACUGAAGAAGGCUUCUGGCGAGGUUGAAAAAGCAAAGGAAUUUACUAGAGCAAAAAACAAAAGGGCGGCAAUACAAUGUUUGAAAAGGAAAAGGCUUUAUGAGCAGCAAGUCGAGCAGCUUGGAAACUUUCAAUUGCGUAUUCAUGAUCAGAUGAUAAUGUUAGAAGGUGCAAAAGCCACAACGGAGACUGUUGAUGCUCUAAGAACCGGAGCAGCUGCAAUGAAAGCUAUGCAAAAGGCUACGAAUAUUGACGAUGUCGACAAAACAAUGGAUGAGAUCAAUGAGCAGACUGAGAAUAUGAAAAUAAUUCAGGAAGCAUUGUCAACACCAAUUGGUUCAGCUGCUGAUUUUGAUGAAGAUGAAUUGGAGGCAGAACUUGAAGAACUGGAAGGAGCUGAAUUGGAGGAACAGCUCCUUCAGCCUGCUACAACUGCUCCUGUUGCACCGAUUAGUGUACCUGCUGGAAGGCAACAAGUGCGUCCUGCUGCUCAGAAGGCAGAAGAAGAUGAGCUUGCCGCUUUGCAGGCUGAAAUGGCUCUUUGAACAGAAGGAUCUGUUAAUGAGUACAAAAAAGACGCUGGGGACAGAUAGAUGUGCUGCGUUUCAACAAAGUUGUGUAGAUUUUAAAUGAAAGUAACGUCCGUGAUUGUUGGACCGUGUUUUUCAUUUUCACGGGAUUUCAUGUUCAUAGCUGCAAACAUCUUAAUAGUAGAACUACUUUUGUACUACUAACAAGGAAACCUUUCGGUUCACCGCAAUGGUGCAGCUGGAGUGUUUGCAGUCUUUAUGAUGGAUUCAUGUG
Molecule: messenger RNA, 1186 nt
Organism: Lycium barbarum (goji berry)
Lineage: Eukaryota; Viridiplantae; Streptophyta; Magnoliopsida; Solanales; Solanaceae
Product: vacuolar protein sorting-associated protein 32 homolog 2-like
Exons: 8
Coding region: 277-927 (216 amino acids)
Biological process (GO): vesicle budding from membrane; late endosome to vacuole transport via multivesicular body sorting pathway
Cellular component (GO): multivesicular body; ESCRT III complex; cytoplasmic side of plasma membrane
Source: RefSeq, a predicted model, not a curated record